This is a messenger RNA of Medicago truncatula (barrel medic), 2070 nucleotides long. Its product is annotated as FCS-Like Zinc finger 10. Lineage: Eukaryota; Viridiplantae; Streptophyta; Magnoliopsida; Fabales; Fabaceae. The record is from RefSeq and is a predicted model, not a curated record. The transcript is spliced from 3 exons. Bases 264 to 1538 code for a protein of 424 amino acids.
CAUCCAAAAGACUGUACAGUAGUAAAUAAAUUUCUAGAGAGAGAGAGAGUAGUUAGUGUAUUUCAGAAGCUCUCGGUUUCGCUGAUUUUGAGGCAUGCAAGAGAGAGAAAGAGAAAGAGAAAGAGAUUAUUCGUACAACACAAGUUUCACAUAUCUAGUCAAUUUUUUCACUGCAUUUAGGACUCUCUUCUCUUCAAAAUCAAAACCAUUUUUCUGAAGUUUUCAGACCACAGAGAAACAAACAACCCAGGUGUGUUGAGAUAAUGCUGAGGAAGAGAAGUAGGUCAAUCCAGAAAGAUCAACACCAAAUGGGUCAUCUGACAAAUUCUGAUACUAAUUCUGAUCAUUAUGCUCAAUCUCAUGCUUUAGGGCGUAAUAUCAAAGGCAAUCCAAUUUUCAAUGUUCCUUGUUUGUUUGUGGGUUUAGGUCCAAAAGGGUUGUUGGAUUCUGAUUCAGUUAGAAGUCCAACUUCACCUCUAGAUACUAGAGUUCUUUCAAAUUCAGGUAACCCUGUUAGGAACCUAAGAUCUUCACUCCUUGAGGGGAACCAAAGGAGUUGGGAUAGUUGCAAAGUUGGUCUAAGUAUUGUUGAAUCUUUGGAAGAUUGUAACUGUUCUAGGUUUUGUGGGAAAAUUCUUCAAUCACUUGAUAGCAAGGGCAUUAGUCUAAGUCCUCAAUCUAUGAUCAAAACUCCAAUUUGUGAAACUUGUAUGGAUUCUUUUGAGUCGUCGUCUAAGUCUUUGCCUAAAGAUUUUGGUAAGGUGGUUCCUUGUGUAGAAGAUGGAUCUGUUAUCCAAAAGGGUGAAUGUGAGUCCAAUGUCCUUUUUGAGAUUGGUGAAACUAGCUUAGAGCAUGAUGAACCAUUUGGGAGAACUAGGUCAUGUUCAUUGGAUUCAUGCAAAUCAAUGAAAGCUGAUUUUGGAUUAGCCACUUCAAAAACUGAUUCUGAUAUCGAUGAUUUUGCUAUGAAAGAUGUCACAGUUCAGGUUAGCUCUUCUCCUCAUUUUAUUGGAGGAAGCCAGAACUCAAAUGCAUUCAUACCGGCAGAGUCAAAAUCAAACACUCUUUCCAUAUGUUCUUCCAGUGAGAUUCUUAAGUCUCUAUCAGCUAGUGAGAUUGAGCUUUCUGAGGAUUACACAUGUGUGAUUUCUCAUGGUCCUAAUCCCAAAACAACUCAUAUUUUUGGUGAUUAUAUCUUGGAAACUCAUCCUGAUUUAUCUAUUAAGAAUCAUUUUAAGAAUGAAGAGAAUGAGAAGGAGAAAGGAGUGACCCUUAUGGGUAACAAGUUAUCACAGACUCCAAACCAAUAUCCCUCUAGUGCCUUCUUAAGUUUCUGCCACCAUUGCGACAAGAAACUGGAUGAAGGGAAAGACAUUUAUAUCUAUAGAGGUGAAAAAGCAUUUUGCAGCUUAACUUGCCGUGCCAUAGAGAUUAUGAUUGAUGAGGAACUUGAGAAAUCCAACUCUCCUUGCGAGAACUCUGCAAAGCCAAAACUUGGUGAGCAAAUUUUUGAAGCAGGCAUCCCCACAACCACAUAAGAAAGAGUAGACGCAUUUGAUCAUCGGAUCACAAUUGAGCUGUUUUAUGUGCAUCUGUUAGCAGCCAUUGGAUGAUCGUUUUGUACAUCAUUGCGUUUUCUUUGACUAUAACUUAUGGUUUUUGGUGGAUUAUAAUUUAUGGCUCUCAUGAAGCUAGUUUUGUUUUAUAUAGAGAGAUAUAAAAUGUUAUCAAACUAUUGAUAGCUUGUAGAAAUUAAAGGGUUGAAGCCUAUUUUUCUGGCAUCCCCUUUUGAAAUUUUCUUGCAUUCUAAGAGAAAUGAUAUUUGUACAACCAUUUUGGUAUAAAUUUUGUACAACUUUCUCUCUCAUACUCACAUUAUGUUUUAUUCGCUCUCUACCUUUCUCUCUCUCUCUCUCUCUCUCUCUAUUGUUUUUGACCAAUGAGAAGAGAGAACAACAAAGUUGUCUCAAAGGUUGUACCAAAAUGGUUGUGAAAAUAUCAUUACUCUAUCUCUAAUAUUAAUAACUAUGUGGAUGUUCACGACCCAAACAAAGUUUUUGACUUUAAUGU